Molecule: messenger RNA, 1415 nt
Organism: Panicum virgatum (switchgrass)
Lineage: Eukaryota; Viridiplantae; Streptophyta; Magnoliopsida; Poales; Poaceae
Product: polyubiquitin-like
Exons: 2
Coding region: 121-1104 (327 amino acids)
Biological process (GO): protein ubiquitination; modification-dependent protein catabolic process
Cellular component (GO): cytoplasm; nucleus
Molecular function (GO): ubiquitin protein ligase binding; protein tag activity
Source: RefSeq, a predicted model, not a curated record
CACGGAAACUGAAACGCCUCCGCCUCCAUCCGCUCCUUCCGCGACUCCGCGUCCACGACGACAACUACGAGCACACACCACGACGCCACUUCGUGCGGCGACUGCGGCGGCGGGAGGAGGAUGAAGCGGAGCGCCAUGGACCUGCGCCAGGAGCAGCCACCUCGCUACAAGAUCCAGGUCAAGAUGGUGAAAACGGUGGCGCUUGAUGUGAGGUCCACUGAUACCGUUGAUCAGAUCAAGUCUAACAUAAGUGCCAUAGAGGGGAUUGACAAGAGCCAGCAAGUGCUCUUUUUUGGUGGAAAUCAGUUGGAGAACAACAACAGGCUCGCUGAUUACAACAUCAUGACAAACUCUUCUGUCGACCUCUAUGUAACCGACGGGAUGCAAAUAUCUGUCAGUAUCCCCUCGGUUGGAAAGACAAUCAAGCUCAAUUUGAAGAAAUCCCAGAGUGUUGCUGAUGUCAAGUCAGAGAUCGAACAGAUGGUGGGAAUUCCUCUGGAUGAACAAAUCCUGAUGUAUGGAUGCAAACAGCUUGAGGACAACAAGUUGUUCAGUCAGUGUGGUUUGAGCAAUGGCCACACCCUGCAUGUUCUGGUCCGCCCAACUGACAAGCUGCGUAUAUCUGUCAAUGUUGAUGGUGAAAGAACUAUGAAUCUGGAUGUCAAAAGCUGGUAUACUGUUGCUGAUGUCAAGUUGAUGAUUGAGACCUUUGAGGGUUUACCUGCACGCUCACAGAUACUAAUGCGAACUCAACCUGGCGGUGCUGAAACACUGGAAGACACUGAAACGCUGCAAAAUCAGCACAUCAGGAACAAUGACACCCUCGUGCUACAUCAGAAUAUCCAAUUCUUCGUCAAGACAUAUGAAGGGAAGUCGUUAAUGUUGUCUAUGAGGACGUGUGACACGACGGACAAAGUCAUGGAGAAGGUUGAAGCAAAGCUGCUGAUGAAGGCAGGUGUCUACUACUUGCGCUACAGGGGGCAUGUUAUGUGUCCUGGGGAUACUCUUCAGAAGCACAAGGUCGAGACCAAUUCCACUGUCGAUGUCCGCCUUCGGAAUUCAAAUGAAUGUAGUAUCCAAGCAUGCCAAAACAAAACACACUAGGGAGCUAGCUGCUACCUUCUUCGGGCGAGGUCAAGGAGCAAACUUAGUUGCGUAGCCUCACAGAGGACUAUAUGUCUAUAUUGCUUCACCAUUUUGCGGUUAGCUGGAUGCUUGUGAUUUUUCGUUGGGUAAGGUCCUAUGUCGUCUGUCUGGUAGGCGUGCGGUUAAGUGGAUCCUUGCUUGUGAGUCUUGGUUGGGUAAGGUCUUCUGUCGUCUGUCCGGUGGAUGUGCUUCUGCAUCGUCUCAGGAACAAUGGCUUGUUUGCCGCUCAAGGAGAAGAUGCAAUUCUGUUAUGGUUUUUCUCAUUAUCA